Messenger RNA from Knipowitschia caucasica, 555 nucleotides. The record is from the annotation of a GenBank genome assembly. NCBI's taxonomy places the organism in Eukaryota, Metazoa, Chordata, Actinopteri, Gobiiformes, Gobiidae.
AUGAGCAGACCAGAAGAGAAGAGGGGCAGACCAGAAGAGAAGAGGGGCAGACCAGAAGAGAAGAGGAGCAGACCAGAAGAGAAGAGGGGCAGACCAGAAGAGAAGAGGGGCAGACCAGAAGAGAAGAGGGGCAGACCAGAAGAGAAGAGGUGCAGACCAGAAGAGAAGAGGGGCAGACCAGAAGAGAAGAGGGGCAGACCAGAAGAGAAGAGGGGCAGACCAGAAGAGAAGAGGGGCAGACCAGAAGAGAAGAGGGGCAGACCAGAAGAGAAGAGGGGCAGACCAGAAGAGAAGAGGGGCAGACCAGAAGAGAAGAGGGGCAGACCAGAAGAGAAGAGGGGCAGACCAGAAGAGAAGAGGGGCAGACCAGAAGGGAAGAGGGGCAAACCAAGGAGAAGAGGGGCAGACCAGAGGGAGGGAGAUAACGUGUCGUGGAUGGGGGGGAAGAACGAGUUCCUGGGCAUCGCUUACCUGGUGAUCGGCUCGCUCUGCCUGGUCAUGUCUCUGGUCAUGCUCAUCGUCUACGCCAAGUUUAAGUUCCCUGAGGAGGACUAG